This is a messenger RNA of Siniperca chuatsi (mandarin fish), 2032 nucleotides long. RefSeq names its product N-alpha-acetyltransferase 50, NatE catalytic subunit (gene naa50). The coding region runs from base 208 to 717 and encodes 169 amino acids. Gene Ontology annotation, cellular component: NatA complex. NCBI's taxonomy places the organism in Eukaryota, Metazoa, Chordata, Actinopteri, Centrarchiformes, Sinipercidae. The transcript is spliced from 5 exons. Gene Ontology annotation, biological process: mitotic sister chromatid cohesion. The record is from RefSeq and is a predicted model, not a curated record. Gene Ontology annotation, molecular function: acyltransferase activity, transferring groups other than amino-acyl groups.
GCGCAUGCGGGGGUCAGGGUUGACAGUCUCCACACAGUCGUGGAAGGAGUGCGGCGGCUAAGCUAACUGCAACCACCGCAACUAGCUACAUGUGGAGGGUAAAACGGGAGGCAUCCCCGACCCUAACUCUGUCAAAAUUCCUCCGUUUUACCCAAAACUACUCUAAAGUUCAGCCUCAUCGAAAAUAAGGGAUAAUAUCUGUUUACAAUGAAAGGUAGCCGGAUCGAGCUGGGGGAUGUUACGCCCCACAACAUCAAGCAGCUGAAACGCCUGAACCAGGUCAUCUUCCCUGUCAGCUACAACGACAAAUUUUACAAAGAUGUACUGGAAGUUGGGGAGCUUGCAAAGCUAGCAUACUUCAAUGACAUAGCAGUGGGUGCUGUGUGCUGCAGAGUGGACCACUCUCAGAACCAGAAGAGACUGUACAUCAUGACGCUCGGCUGUCUAGCACCCUACCGUAGACUUGGAAUUGGUACAAAGAUGCUGAAUCAUGUGCUAAACAUCUGUGAGAAAGAUGGCACUUUUGACAACAUUUACCUUCAUGUGCAGAUCAGCAAUGAGUCAGCCAUCGACUUUUAUCAGAAGUUUGGCUUUGAGAUCAUCGAAACAAAAAAGAAUUACUACAAGAGGAUAGAGCCCGCAGAUGCCCAUGUGUUGCAGAAGAGUCUGCGCAGCCCAUGUGCACCCCCCACCGGAGAGCUUCAGAAGGCAGAGUAGGGGCACAGUGUUUGGAGAGAGCACAGAUGUGCCCGCCUCCACAGAAACAGAACUGUGACAAAUGCCCCAGGGUCGACACAUUCAACACUUUCUUCAAAGGACGCUAAAAAGAGAAAACAAAUUUAAAAGUACAAAAAUUGCUGCAUUUAUUUUGCAAAGGGGUCCCCUUUUGAUUUUUGCAUAUUUUAUUUCUUCCCUUUCCUCAUACAGAUCAUUGAAAAAGACAAAAGCUCAGCAUCCAAAAGUGCUCCAAUGACAAAGUUGCCAACUUCAGACAGUUUUAGACUUGGUUGAGGGGGAGGGUGUGGUGUUUGCAAAUACUGUUUGUGUUUGAGUUGUUUUUAUGCGGUUAUAAAGCUAAUAGGGACAUAUCUAUUCUGUUGAGCAAAAGAAAACAGUUGGUUUGAAGUGGUAAAAGUGUUUGAAAGACCAUCACUGACACGCACAAAGUCCCAGCUGGUCAGCUUGGAGUGACGCUUUGAGAUACGUGGAACAGUCACAACUCUAUUCCCUCACUACCUGAACCCAGGAAUUUAUGGGAAAUGUGUCUGACCGGUUUGUUGAUAUGUCAUGUCCAGAGGGGGAAAGCAGAAAUGUAUCCCCUCGGUACAGGCAUAAGGAAGGCUGAACGGUUUUGAGGUGGUGGGAAGACAUGGUCACCACUCAUAAUUUCUGAAUAACUUUAUUUUCCAGCCUGUUAAUUUAAUUCCCCUUCAACUGUUAUUUUUAUUUUUUACAUUGAAAUGGCAAAUGGUUUAGAGGUUCUCCUGGGUUUACUACUAAGAGUGAAAACAUUAAGGAAUGAGAGAAACAAACAAAAUAUCAUUUUAUUGAAUGUGUUUCUGAGAAGGGCGCUCCACAAUGUCUUGUGAGGGGUGUUCGAAUAUCAACAGAUUGGCUGUUUGGGAUUGGAUUUGGGCAUUAUUUUCAGUAGUAUAAUGAAGGUGUGUGAGGAUGUGUGUCCCUAAACGCAUGGAAGUGUUUUGAGACAUCUUACCUUUAAACACCUUUGGCACCUUAUGUAGCCACAUUGCUGAAAAACUUCUCAAACUUCCUGCGUCAGUCAGUUACACAGUCUGUUACACAAACCUUAUUAGGUUUUGAAGCUCUUCAGAUAGUUUGGAAGUUUUGGUAUGGUCUUUUGAACAGUGUUUUACCCAGAGGAAGCUCUGACCCCUCUGCAUGCAAGGGGAGUUGUCCUCUCCACUGUAGUAUAAGCAUGUUUUUCCUUUCUUUGAAGAAUUUUAUCUUUUCUGGAGCUCUAUAUUGUAAGACUUUUUAACGUCUAAAUAAAGGAAUUACUAUUUGCAGUAAA